This is a messenger RNA of Bufo gargarizans (Asiatic toad), 1759 nucleotides long. It is a transcript of the gene MTHFSD, whose product is annotated as methenyltetrahydrofolate synthetase domain containing. Gene Ontology annotation, molecular function: RNA binding. NCBI's taxonomy places the organism in Eukaryota, Metazoa, Chordata, Amphibia, Anura, Bufonidae. The record is from RefSeq and is a predicted model, not a curated record. The transcript has 8 exons. Gene Ontology annotation, cellular component: cytoplasm. Bases 28 to 1212 code for a protein of 394 amino acids.
GCAGACACGUGGAAUGUGCAGCAGAACAUGGAGCCUGCCAUCCGGGUCAGAGCUGGAUGCAGUAAAUGGGACAUUCGCCAGAAGGUUUGGGAUUAUAUGGAACACAAUGAUCUGGCCGAUUUCCCGCGCCCGGUGCACCACCGCAUCCCCAACUUCAAGGGGGCGCCGCAGGCUUGUGAGCGGUUAACGACCUUGCAGGAUUUCCAGUUGGCGAAGACGGUUAAGAUAAAUCCGGACUCUCCGCAGAAGAACGCACGAUUUCUCACCCUACAAGCCGGUAAAACGUUGCUGGUUCCGACUCCGCGGCUCAGAACCGGACUCUUCAACCGGAUCACUCCACCUCGAGGGGCCAGCAAAGAGGUGCUGAGGAUAUGCUCCACCUCGCAGGGAGUGAAGGAUUUCAGCGUCCCACUGGGCCUGGAUUCUGCGCUGCAGGUGGAUCUGGUGGUUGUCGGAUCAGUCGCUGUUUCGGAGAAAGGCUGGAGAAUCGGGAAAGGUGAGGGCUUUGCAGACAUGGAGUACGCCAUGAUGGUGGCCAUGGGUGCGGUGACAGAACAGACGGUGGUGGUCACCGUGGUCCAUGACUGUCAGGUGCUGGACAUCCCCGAGGAUCUGCUGGACGACCACGACCUGACCGUGGACUACAUCCUGACCCCCACCCGGGUUAUCAAAACAGACUGCAGCCGCCCCAAACCGCAAGGGAUUAUAUGGUGCAAGAUAAGUCGGGAGACGAUGAGUAAGAUCCCGAUCCUGAGGAGACUCCAGGAUCUUGAGCGCAGAGCUGGGAAGGAUGUGACGCUGAAGAGUGACGAGGACCCCACCCUAAGGAGCCCGAGCACAGGAGCGGCCCACACCAAUCGGGCUCCGGUCACCGAGGACAACCCAACCGACCAAAAGGAGGUCCCCACCGUUUAUAUUGGGAACAUCCCCCCCACCACCCGGGUCAGUGAGCUGAAGAGCUUAUUGCGAGAGCGGGGGGCAUCUCCAGUGCACCUGACGUGGCAGGGGGCCCAGCACCGCGCCUUCCUGGACUAUGCCGAUCCAUGCCAGGCCCGGCUGGUGCUGUCCAGCCUGGAGGGGCUGACUAUAGGGGGGCAGGCCGUGCAGGUAGAACUGGCCAGAACCCAGCAGAACCAAGUGAACAGAUACCAAGUCUAUGGACAUAAGAGAAGCCAAUACUUUAAACAUGGGGGUGACACCCCAAGAAAGUAGAGGUCACCAGGCCAGGAACGGGGCGAGACGCCCUCUACUGUGAGGUUCCGAACAUACAACGGAAUCUUGUUCGGUUUCUGGGAUAGCUGGGUGACAGCCGGUGGCAGGAGAUGAACUGGGGGGGCACCUGUAAGAUUCGGGGUCUGAGUGGAUGAAGACCUGGACGUCGGCUCCAGUCUCUGGACUGUGAUCAGGUUCGGGGGUCUCACCCUCAAUGAGGUCUCAGGAAUAUAAAACAUAAAAAUUACUGACACCGGAUACGAUUCUGAGCUGAACAAACCGGAGGCCGAUCCAAAGUGGAAGUCAUCACUGCCCCCUCCAGGGCGAGACACCAUCCCCCUUUCCCCAAGAUCAGCUCACUCCCCUCCUGAAAUCCUCUGUGCUGCUGUGGUUUGCUUCCACGUAUUGCAUGUACCAAUAGCCAUCUCACUUUAAGGCCUCAUGCACAUGAACGUAUUUUGUUUCCGUGUCCGUUCAGUUUGUUUUUUUUGCGGAUAGGAUGCGGACCCAUUCAUUUUAAUGGGUCCGCAAAAAAUGCGGACAGCAC